UAGUCUUGUACGACUUGCAACGAUCUGGCGGGCCUGCGGUUUUCGGAGAAGACCGAGUCAUGUGCGCGUCAUAAUAGAGGCAAAUAACGCGCUACGCGCCGCGUUGAGUGCGAGUUCGCGCGAGACAGAGUGCAGACUGCAUGCUGACGCCUCCAUCGGACACGUCGAGAGACGCGAGCCCCUAUCGUUUCAGCACCCCCGAGGGUCUGCGCAACCUACGUGGCAUCCUCCGCCCUCUCCUUCCUUUUGAUCCGCAUGACUAUCAGCUCGAGGGUGUCGCGAAGUCGCUGGACGGCAUCGACUUGCUUGCAGUACUGGCUACUGGUUCGGGAAAGACUGCUUUCUUUACUAUGUACAUUCUAGCUCUUCAGGCUCUAAUCAAGAACCCUCACCUCUGCACCCCUCCUAAGAAGAAUAUUCCUGACGAUCCUUGCCUUAUAAUGUGUUUCCCGACUAUCAGCCUCGAAGAAGAAAUGAGUACAACUUUCAGUAAUUUGGGCAUAUCUGCCCUAGUAAUCAAUAGUCGAACGUCCACGGAUGCACAUAAGCACGGCGGGAACAUCUGGACAUCAGCAUACAGCGGCUAUGCUGUCUUGUUGCUCUCACCGGAGAUGCUAUCGACGAAAGGUUUCCAGUCGCUCGUCGAGAGCUCCGCUUUCUCACGGAGAAUCUGCGGCUUUGGUGUCGACGAAGUCCACUUACUCAAGUCUUGGGGUGCACAGUUCCGCCCUUGCUUCCAACAGCUGGGCUACGUUCUCGCACGGCUGCCAAGUCGUACUGCGCUCAUCCUCUGCACUGCGUCGCUGGCGGCAGGCACGGAUACAGCCGAGAUUUGCCGGUUUUUCGGGCUCAAGCAUGGUGCAUUCCACUUCCUUCGUCGUUCAAAUCUUCGCCCCAACAUCCGCAUCAUCUUCCGCACUCUCACAGCGGGUCUUGGUGGAUCCGUCUUCCCGGACCUUGCGUGGACUGUCAAGAGCGGGCGGAAAACACUCAUAUACUGCCCGACCAUCAAUCUCGGCUCUCGAGUCAUCAAGUAUCUUCACCGCUUACUCCCACCAACAACCAACACACGCGCCUUCGUCCGUAGGUACAACUCGCUCAACUGGCCAGAAUACAAUGCGGAGACGCUUCGACUCUUCUCGGAGAGCACGGGACCCAGCAGAUGCUCGAUAGUCAUCUCCACCGACACCCUCAUGGUUGGUGUGAAUCUCCCGCGAGUUGAAGACGUUGUGACACUAGUCCUGCCCGAGAGCGUUGAUGAGCAGUGUCAAAAGCUCGGGCGUUUGAACCGCGAUGGGACCAUCAAGGACGCGCGAGGCAUCGUGUACGUGACUAAAACGGAAGUCAAGCACGCGCAUGCGGUGAUAGAAGGCAAGAAGGUGACGGAGAACGGGAAGCGUGUCCCUGCGAAGAUGGGCCUGGAUAUGGCAAGGAUGAUCCUUGCGCCUUGCAAGGCAGCGGAGCAAAAUCGGCUCUACGACAAUCCCCCAUCUGACCCAUCUUGCUCCUGCGAGACUUGCUCACGCCGCCCCCGCCCGCCAACCCCGCUAGCGUGCAAGUGCAGUGGGUGCGUCCCUGAAGACGGUCAGCUACAGCCCACCCGUAUGAAGAAGCGAGCCCCUGCUCCGAAAGGCACGAAGCUCAGCAAGUCGAUGGUCCUUGUGGGCAAGGCGCGUCUCUGUGCCCUGCGCGAGAAUCUGUACACUGCUGCGCCUGCUCUAGAGGCGUCCCUCUUUCCUGCCGUCCUGUACCUCCCAGACCCUGUCAUUACCAGCAUACUCGAGUCGUUCAAGACCCUCCAUACACAACAAGAUCUCGCCCAUCUGAUCGCCGGCAACCCGUAUGUCGAGCGACAAUGCAACAAGAUCUGGGAGGUCAUUGUCGAGCUACGCAGUGUCUUUGAGACAAUGGCGAAGGACGAAGAUCGCGAACGCGCGAUACACAACUUGCUCAUUGACGACGAGCGAGUGGGUGAGGAGCCUGAUGCUGAUGGAGACAAGAUCAAUUCCGAGAAUGAGACUGAGAUGUCACAGGAGCUCCGUCCACGUCCUGAAAGGCCGAUUUUGAAUGCAAUCGAGAACACUUCCCGUGGGGAUCAAGGUUGGGCCAUGAACUCGCUGGCCCGGGGAGUCGGAUGCGAAACAUUGAUGCAGGAACAGCGAGCGUCGCCCGAGGUGGUACGGCAACUCGUGUCGGUGCCCAAGGCGGUACAGCGAGCGUCGCCCGAGGUGGUACAGCGAGCGUCGCCCGAGGUGGUACAGCGAGCGUCACCCGAGGCGGUACCGCGAGCGUCACUCGAAGCAUUAGAGACAUUCGUGGCCAACGAUGUCUUCCGUGCAGGACUGCGGCAUGAAAGGUGA
Fomitopsis serialis is the source of this 2360-nucleotide messenger RNA. RefSeq names its product P-loop containing nucleoside triphosphate hydrolase protein. Bases 141 to 2360 code for a protein of 739 amino acids. Gene Ontology annotation, molecular function: nucleic acid binding; ATP binding; four-way junction helicase activity. NCBI's taxonomy places the organism in Eukaryota, Fungi, Basidiomycota, Agaricomycetes, Polyporales, Fomitopsidaceae. The record is from RefSeq and is a predicted model, not a curated record. The transcript has 4 exons. Gene Ontology annotation, biological process: double-strand break repair via homologous recombination. Gene Ontology annotation, cellular component: cytoplasm; chromosome; nucleus.